This is a messenger RNA of Peromyscus californicus insignis, 2436 nucleotides long. RefSeq names its product cyclin dependent kinase 10 (gene Cdk10). Gene Ontology annotation, molecular function: ATP binding; cyclin-dependent protein serine/threonine kinase activity. The transcript is spliced from 13 exons. The record is from RefSeq and is a predicted model, not a curated record. Bases 757 to 1839 code for a protein of 360 amino acids. Gene Ontology annotation, biological process: regulation of mitotic cell cycle; protein phosphorylation. Gene Ontology annotation, cellular component: nucleus. NCBI's taxonomy places the organism in Eukaryota, Metazoa, Chordata, Mammalia, Rodentia, Cricetidae.
CUGGGCACUUAGAAGCCCGAACAUUCACUUUCCUAAUAUAUAUAAACCUUCCACCAAGGAUUAGAGACCAAUGGUGUUCUGAGUUCCAUCACACAGUUCAAGAGCUGAGUCAGCCUCACAGAACCUCCUGGGCUAGAGUUGGCCUCCAGUGGCCAGCGCAUUAAUUCCUUCCCAGCGGUCUCCCAAACCAGGAAGACAAAUGUGGACUAGAAAGGAAGAACAGGAAAGCAUCUCUUAUUUCCUUGUGUACUAUGUACACCCUUUCUGUACAAGGCUUCUCUCUUGUCCUUGACUAGUGAUGGGAAAAGGUUGGCCUCAGGAAUGACUGGGUUCCCACAGAACCAGUUUUCGGAGAAUGUACCCAACCACUAUCAAAAAGCACUGUUCUUUUGCAGUAGUCUCCUUGAAGAGCAGAAAGCAUUGCUGAUGUGCUGGAACUGGUCUCACUUAAAUGGGAGAAAGAAAGGGAAGCAUUUUCUUCUAGCUGAUCAGAAACCAGAGUCCUCUGCAGGUUUAGCCAGGGAUGGUACUUAAAGCAACUUUGUGGGGUUGUGUCUGCACCUAACGCUGAAAAGGGACCGAAACCUCCGCGAAUGAGCAAAUCCGGAGUGGCGACCCUCCAGAGAAUGCUUAGGUGAUGUUCCCAGUGUUGGCAAAGUCCAGAACAAACCGGAAGUACGUUGUGCGCCUGCGCUAAAGGGGCGGUUUACGCCUGCGCGCUGGAAGUGGGUGGCGGGGGCGGGCACCGGCUUCGGCAUGGCGGAGGUGGACCUAGAGUCAGAUCAGAUUCGACUGAAGUGUAUCCGUAAGGAAGGUUUCUUCACUGUGCCUCCAGAACACAGGCUUGGAAGAUGCCGGAGCGUUAAGGAGUUUGAGAAGCUGAACCGAAUCGGCGAGGGCACCUAUGGCAUCGUGUAUCGGGCCCGGGAUACCCAGACAGAUGAAAUUGUUGCCCUGAAGAAGGUACGGAUGGACAAAGAAAAAGACGGCAUUCCCAUCAGCAGCCUGCGUGAGAUCACAUUGCUCUUGCGUCUCCGCCAUCCAAACAUUGUGGAGCUGAAGGAGGUGGUUGUGGGCAACCACUUGGAGAGCAUCUUCCUGGUGAUGGGUUACUGUGAACAAGAUCUGGCCAGCCUAUUGGAAAAUAUGCCAACACCCUUCUCUGAGGCCCAGGUUAAAUGCAUCAUGCUACAGGUGCUUCGUGGCCUUCAGUACCUGCACAGGAACUUCAUCAUCCACAGGGAUCUGAAGGUGUCCAACCUGCUCAUGACAGAUAAGGGCUGUGUAAAGACAGCGGAUUUUGGCCUGGCUCGGGCCUAUGGUGUUCCAGUAAAGCCAAUGACUCCCAAGGUUGUUACCCUCUGGUACCGAGCCCCAGAGCUGCUGCUUGGAACUACUACCCAGACUACCAGCAUUGACAUGUGGGCUGUUGGCUGCAUCCUGGCAGAGCUGCUGGCCCACAAACCCCUUCUCCCUGGCACUUCCGAGAUCCACCAGAUCGACCUGAUUGUACAGCUGCUGGGGACACCGAGUGAGAAUAUCUGGCCGGGGUUUUCCAAGCUGCCGCUGGCUGGCCAGUACAGCUUGAGGAAGCAGCCCUACAACAAUCUCAAGCACAAGUUCCCGUGGCUCUCAGAGGCCGGACUUCGUCUGCUCAAUUUCCUCUUCAUGUAUGACCCUAAGAAAAGGGCAACUGCGGGGGACUGUCUGGAGAGCUCCUACUUCAAAGAGAAGCCCCUACCCUGCGAACCGGAACUCAUGCCCACCUUCCCCCACCACCGCAAUAAGCGUGCUGCCCCAGCUGCCACUGAGGGGCAGAGCAAACGAUGCAAGCCCUAAUGGUGGGUCCAGCCCAUCCCUACACAUCCUCAUGGAGCAGUCGGCAGACUGGGAGGGCCCUCCAGGCCAAGAUGCCUUUGGCUCCUCCAGCUAACAUCUUCAGAUGACUCCUCCCUGCUACCUUCUGUGCCCAGAUGCAAGUCGAUUAUGGACAGGGGUGUUGCCGAGUGGGGACACACAGCUUAGACUGGACUGUUGUAGCGCCAUCUGGUGGGCGGCUACUCCUGGCAGCCUUGUCUGUCAGUGAAGCUGUGCUUCUGGUGAGGCAGGGCUAGUGCUGAGAGGCCUAAAGGUCCACAUCAGUGGAGUGCUGGAACUGGAGCUAGGCAUUAGCCUGGAGUGAGCAGGCCCAGGAGACCGUGCUGUUCCUGCUUGGUCACUAGGAGCUGCCCGGGACAGACAGGCUAUAGUGACCCUGGGCAGGGAUGGUGGGCUUCAGGUGGGAGGGAGGCAGUAAGUGUUGGUUGGGGCCAUGAUAGGAUGCUUUUAAGACUGUCAGAAUGAGAGCCCUUGGUGGAUGUGGCUGGCACUGAUACCCAGGGAAAGAAUUGGUGGGCCCCUUUUCCAGGGGUGGAAAGAUAAAAAGCCUUUCCAAUA